AUGGAAGGUUGGGCAGCGCAGCCAUGGGUGGCACCCUUCGAGCAGGUCGCUCGUGUGGAACGGAUCAUGGCGCUUGCCGCCGGCCAGUCGGGUCAGGAUCAUCCGGUCUGCUCCAACUGCUUGAAGCUCGUGGUUGCUGAAGUGGAGAGGCUGGCCAGCGAGGCCGCCGAAGAGAGCGAUACAUACAACAAGGCCCUGCAGCGCCUGCAAGAGGAGCUAGUGUCGAGCGCCGACGAGGCAGCGCUUGAAGCGGAGAUCUCUGAGAUGGAGCGCCAGGAGCAAGAGCUGCUCAGUGAAUUAGAGGCGUGCGGGAAGGAGGAAGCUGAGCUCGUUGGCGAACUCGAGCGCCAGCGGCAGCUGGAGGAACAACUCCAAAAGGAGGAAGACGACUUUUGGGUCAAAGUUGCUGGAUAUCAGCUGGACAUCGAGGAGACAGAAGAGGAGCGCGCCGCUACCGCCGCUGCUAUUCGAUAUGCCUCCGCAGAGCUGAGCCGUCUCCGGAAAACAAAUGUGCUGAACGAGAUGUUCCACAUUUCCCAGGAUGGACCUUUUGGGACCAUCAACGGCUUCAGGAUGGGGCGUUUGCCUGAACAGCCCGUGCCGUGGGAGGAGGUGAAUGCUGCCUGGGGGCAGGCAUGUCUCUUGUUGGAUGCUUUAGUCAAGAAGGCAAAGCUACCGACCACGCAGUCUCAGUACAGGCUGGUGCCCCGUGGCAGCCACUCAACCAUCAAGGUUGGCGGUAAAGACUUCGAGCUCUACGGCUAUGAUGCAGGGUUGUCUAACUUCUGGACGGCAUCGCAGUUUGGCUCCGCCAUGCACGCUUUCUUGUGUUUCAUGCAGGAGGUCGUGAGCUUUCUGCAGAGGAGCGCUCCCCUGCAGUUGCCUUUCAAAAUCGAAAGGGAUAGAGUGGGUGGUUGCUCCGUCAAGGGCAGCCAGUUCGACCAGGAGCGAUGGCAUUGUUACACCAAAGCAGAAGCUGGGUUGGCUGCAGAGGAGGCAAAUGCCAAGUUUGAGCUGCUUGGCAAUGAGAUGGAGAAUAGCGGAGUGCUUCUGCGACUGGAUGACUGGUCUGAUUGGUGGAGAAGCCUAGACCAAGCAUGGAGGGUCUGCAUGAACACCUCGGAGCCUGGCUGCGAAGAUGCUGAAGACGAGGUAGGAUAUUCAUCUUGGUCGCUGCUGAACAAGAGGGCUUGGAAUGCUACGGCUGGUGAACUGAGCUUAUUUGAGGCCAACACGCCGCAAGGCUAUAUUGGUUCUAGCAGUCUUCCGUCUUUAGUGAAAUGCCUAUUUCCCUGUGAUGGGUCCACUGGCAGUCGCAGCCACCACGGAUGCGGCUGCCACGGAAAGACCAACUUUAACUACCCGUUGAACUCCUGCGGGGCAGGGACUGGCGGCUGGAACUGGUGUAACGCCUACACACCGUGGGAGUAUGGCAUGGCGGGGCAUGUUGGCUGUGCUCUACAUCCAAACCAGACUGGUGUCAUGUUGCGGCAGUUCAGCAAGUACAUGGCGCAGGGUCCAAAGCCAGACGUUUACACCGAAAAUGGCACUUUGCGAGGCAACUUUGAAAGUCAGUGGUUUGUAGCAGACCUAGCCGAGUGCUUCGUGUCGCAGAUCUUGCUUCCGAAACUUCCAGCGUUGGUAUCAAUUGUUCAUCCGAAAGUAUGGGUGCAGACCCAUCCUACGAAUGGACAGAAGGAAGCCUACAAAGAUUUUCAGUCCGGAGAGACGAGGCUUGACGGACUUGACCGAUCUGAAGGGACCCCCAACUCGCCACCCAAAGAGGAGGGCUCUAAAAAAGCACGCCCAGCUCACGUGGAUUGUUUGAUCUUUCUCAUCCGCGUGAGUCCGCGCGGUGGCAGGGCUGGUCGAGGAAAGGCUGCGGGAGAGCGCAAUUUGCUCAUGCCUGCCUACCUGGCUCUUCUCACAGGGAACACGCGAGAGGCUUUGAAGUUCCUUCUCAUGGACUUGAAAUACCUCAUCGCCGUGAUUGAGACGAUGGGCCCUCAGUCUGCUGGCUACGCUGCGAUCUAG
Messenger RNA from Symbiodinium pilosum, 2034 nucleotides. The record is from the annotation of a GenBank genome assembly. NCBI's taxonomy places the organism in Eukaryota, Dinophyceae, Suessiales, Symbiodiniaceae.